CCCGAUCCCCCCGCCGGCCCCGAGCCCGCCCCAGCCCGGCCUAGCCGAGCGCCUGCGUCUUCCCGCCGCAGCCGGCGCUCCGUCCCCAGCUCGGGCCCUGCAUCCAGGCCGCCAGGAUGGACGUGUUCAUGAAGGGCCUGUCCAUGGCCAAGGAGGGCGUCGUGGCCGCCGCGGAGAAAACCAAGCAGGGGGUCACGGAGGCGGCGGAGAAGACCAAGGAGGGCGUCCUCUACGUCGGAAGCAAGACCCGAGAGGGGGUGGUGCAAGGAGUGGCCUCAGUGGCCGAGAAAACCAAGGAGCAGGCGUCGCACCUGGGAGGAGCUGUGUUCUCGGGGGCUGGGAACAUCGCUGCAGCCACAGGCCUGGUGAAGAGGGAGGAAUUCCCCACCGACCUGAAGCCCGAGGAAGUGGCCCAGGAAGCCGCUGAGGAGCCGCUGAUCGAGCCCCUGAUGGAGCCAGAAGGAGAGAGCUAUGAGGAGCCGCCCCAGGAGGAGUAUCAAGAGUAUGAACCAGAGGCGUAAGGGCCCCAGAGGGCCCCCACCAGCAGCACAAUCCCUUCCUGGUCCCUGCCCCGCCCCCCAGAGCCAGGGCUGUCCUUCUGCCCCUCCCCCCAAACACGAGAUCUUCCUUCACUCCGAGGCACCCCCUCGGAGCCUGUGUUAGUGUCUGACCAUCUGUCUGUUCUACCCACCGGCGUCCAACCCUGGGGCGUGGACAAGGCCAUUGGGAGCCUCGCCCCACCCGUGUUGCCCCCUCCCCGCCCCAUCCCGUCCAGCGUCUGCGGGGAUGUAGCAUGUUCUAUGUGUUUUUAAACGAAGAACCGAAAGCGACGGCUCCCUACCCUACCCUGACAGAGGCUCUCCGAGCAACCCCCGGCCUCCCCAGAGCCCUCCACCCCACUCCCACAUCGACCCCAAGGACCUUUUUUUAACCAGAACCAGGAGCCAGGCUGUGCCAUGCCCCUUCCCCCAGCCGGCCCGGUCCAAGCGCGGGCGUUGUGUGUCGUGACUGUGGCAUGGAGAGCCCCCCAAACCUCGUGUGAGCGUGUUCCGGACGGGCGGCACAGCCGCCCCUGCGUGUCCAUGAAUAAAGUCAACCUGUCUGGA
Molecule: messenger RNA, 1106 nt
Organism: Pteronotus mesoamericanus
Lineage: Eukaryota; Metazoa; Chordata; Mammalia; Chiroptera; Mormoopidae
Gene: SNCB
Product: synuclein beta
Exons: 6
Coding region: 117-521 (134 amino acids)
Biological process (GO): synapse organization; chemical synaptic transmission; synaptic vesicle endocytosis
Cellular component (GO): cytoplasm; neuronal cell body; axon terminus
Molecular function (GO): cuprous ion binding
Source: RefSeq, a predicted model, not a curated record